Messenger RNA from Drosophila rhopaloa, 4573 nucleotides. RefSeq names its product telomere-associated protein RIF1 (gene Rif1). The transcript has 4 exons. Gene Ontology annotation, cellular component: nucleus. NCBI's taxonomy places the organism in Eukaryota, Metazoa, Arthropoda, Insecta, Diptera, Drosophilidae. The record is from RefSeq and is a predicted model, not a curated record. Bases 127 to 4362 code for a protein of 1411 amino acids. Gene Ontology annotation, biological process: telomere maintenance.
UUUUCAACAGUUCGCGCGCUUUUCUCGACCAUCUACUUUAAACAGCGCGUAAAAAAAACUUGUGGCAGUUGUUGACGGAGGAAAAUAAUAUUAUUAAACAGUGCAUAAUCCCAGCAUCGCCACGCCAUGGACAUCGACUUCGGCGCGGAGGCGGGGCAGUCCUACCACACGGUGCAGCUCUCCGCGAAAGAAGUGCUCGCCGCUGGUCGUCGUCAGCAUUAUUGCAACAUGAUCGACCUGCUGGCCAGCAGCUGCAAGAGCUCCGGGCUGAUAGCCACCUCCUUCACGGAUGACGAACUGGUAGAAUUUUGGUUGGGCGACAUUCUGCCCCUGAUGUUCGAUGCGGACCGAAAGAUCCAGGACUGCGCCGUGGCGGCUCUGGCGGAAGCACUGGUGGCCCUUGAUGUUUCCGCCAUCCACUCGGCCAGGUGCUGGCCCCAGAUUCGGAGUGAGUUCGUCAACAAGUACACCACGCUCAUCGGGGAGAUGCGCGACGCCAAGAACUCCAACUGGCACAAGAUCUGGACACUGCUGGUGCAGAUCAUGGACGAGGACCUGCUCAGGGGCUGUGUGUACAUCAACAAGUUCCUGGCACUCGUGGAACUGGGCUUCCGCAAUCCGGACAAUGGCGUCCGCUCGGAGGCGUUCCUCUGCUGGCGCGUGCUCAUCAAGAUCUUUGCCGCCUACGACGAACUGGCCUCCGUGAAGCGGCUUCGCCUGCUGCUAAUCCCCCUGCGAACCUCGCAGUCGCGCUCCUCGCACGUCAGUGGCAUUAAGCUGCGAGUGUGGUGGUACCUGCUCACCUGCCUGGACCUGGAGCUACCCAAGUCCUUUGACAGCGCCGUGGAGCACUUCUUGGCCUUCAUGUUUGGCGGAGGUCCUCGAAAUCUACCCUCGGGAUUGGCCCACAACUACCAAACAGCCCGGGAAUUGGCACUGCCUUGCUUGGUGGCCCUGUGGGGCGUGGAGUCCAGUGAACCGCUGCAACGUCUGCUCAGGGAACUGCGCCUGGAGACCUUCGCUCAGCCGUCACCUCUGAUGAGCAGCGAGGUACUGCAGCAACACUGGAAGCCACUUUUGGCCGCCGCCGUUUCCGGGAUGAAUCUGCUUACUGAGAACGACGCCACCGAGGCGGAACAACUGCUGCUGCAGCUGCUCGUGCGGAAUCUCUGCCUGGCCAUGUUCCGGCUGGCAGUUGCCCCCUUCACCGUAGCCUGCUGCGCUGAGAUCGAGCAGAUCUUGAUCGCCAAAAAUGGCUCCGGUGGUCGAGUGGUACGGGCUCUCUUCAACACCAUUGCCAGUGAGAACCUUGUGAUGGAGCGUGUGGCCGGAAGCGAUCACCUCGAUGUUCUGGAGGCCUUCCUGAAGCUGAUCCUAAAAUCCAGGACGGAAGUCCCAGCGGCCAUCCUGCAGCGCAGUAUCGCUUGCAUCUUCGCCGUCGAACGCAUUGAGGCGGACAAUCAGAACGAGUUCCGGCUACUCGGCUCCUUCGCGGAAAACAUAAUGCAAGCCAACGACGAGGAAGACUUUGAAGGCUUCGCAGUGAAGUUACAGGUGUGGCGACAGGUGUCGCAGGCUUUGUCCAACUACCUGCGCAACAAUGCGCUUGAGUACCGCGUGGCUCACAACGCUUCCCUCCUGGACACCUGGCUGUUAUGGCCACUUCAAACGUUGGCCGCUUUUGCCGGACGCCGUGCUAGCAACUCCUUCGAUAGCUCCUUUUGCGAACAGUGGCGUCAGCUUCUGAAUGCGGGUCAGAAUGCCGCGGAGAGGAAGAAGUUCUUGGGAGAAUUGAAGGCCGCGCUUGCAGACCUGUUCAAGAGCAAGGACGAACCGCUUUUUGCAGAGCUUUUCGAUGCUUACGUUACCUCCGUACUCAAGCUGGGCCUCUGCAAGGAGGCACCCCUGUAUAAGGACGUGUUUGGACUGCUUCAUACCAUUUUUGAGCACCCCUCCUCCCAGCAGAUGCUCGAGGCCUGCUUGAACACCCUCCGCACGUUGGUGCUGGAAUUGCGCCAAAACGAACUGAUCGUGGUGUUUGAUGCCCUGAAACCCACGUUGUCUUCUGGCAUCCAGUGCUGGAACAAGAUGAAGUGCGAGGGAGGCUUCCUGGAGGAGUGGAAGCGUGCCAUUCUGGAGAAGUUCCGAAAGUUAUCCAUGAAGAGUAUGGCCAACCAGCUGAGGGAUCUCUUCAAGGGCGACGAUCUCUUCGUGAUCAUCCCCUCGGUGUGGAGCCUGAACCCAGAGAAGCUAACGGAUCGCCAGAAGGAGCGUUUUGCCGAGAAGUCGGAUAUUCCUGCCCUGUACAACGAUAUGUCACAGUCGCAGGACUCGGCAUCCAUUAAGCCCUGGACGCCCAAGAAGGUGGUUAUCGCCAGGAGCAAACAGGGUGAGCUGGCUUUAACAGGCAAGGAUGAUGUCGAGGAAGUGAUCGACAUUACGACCAGCGAGGAAUCAGAGAAGGAGCCGAAGACAACUGACGUCCCCACCCCUGUCCGCAAGCUACCCGGCCGAAAAACUAAAGCUCAAAAGGAAGAGGAGGCCAAGCUGGCCCCACCGGUAGAAGAGCCGCCCAAGCGUCAGACGCGUAUGCGGUCGGCUCAAAAGGAAACGGAACAGGCGUUGCCCACACCUGAACGCCCGCUGAAAUCGCCCAAGAAGGUGCCACCGCCCCCGGUCGCUCAAUCCACACAAUCAGCUGCCGGAAAGCAGACAAAGACUGCGAAACCCACCCCCGUUGUAGUUAUUGAACAGAGCGAAGAUCUGUUCCCAGAAUUCACCGCCGAGCAACAACCUGAGCCAGAACCGGUUAAGAAACCCGAGGCCGCCACCGAAAUACAGCUUACUCCGCCAGAUGUGCCUUUGGAAGCAGUACCCUCCACCCAACUGCCGGGGAGCAGCGGCGAAGCUGCUCCUGCUGCGGUUGCUGUCGCCGCUGUAGAAACCUCGCCCAAGAAGCCAAGCACGCGAAUAUGCAACUUGAACUCUCCACCCGAUCGCAAGCAGACAAACAAUUCCUCGAGUCCCACGCUGCGUCCCAAGCCCACGGGCCAUCUAACGGGACGCGGUGCCCAGCUGAUCAACAUGAUCCGCAACAAGAAGCUGGAUACCGCCGCCGGCUCGCCCUAUGCUUCCAUGUCGACCUCGCGCCUGGUCCACCAGGUGACGCCAGCGCGAGUCCUCGACCGCGCCGAGCAGGUGUCCACGCCCACCAGCGAACUAUACGAGCUUACGGGCACGGAUCACACCUCCACGCCGAUUCAGGCACCGCCCUCUAAGGAUCUGCUGACGUUCUCCAAGCGAUUGCCCUCGCCGUCGGCCAGUCCCUCGGUGAGCAUCCUGAAGCGCAAGCUGCGGUGCGAGAGCCUCGAUGAUGUCACUCUGGACUCGCCGGCGCUGAAGCGCAAGCGGGUGAGCUUCCACGACCCACCGGUGUCCGUCACCAAGGAGUACCUGCGGGAUUCGGAAGAGACGCGCAGCUCGCUGAAGCCCAAGAGGUGCCUGCUCAUGGACAAGGUGGCCCAGACCAGCGAAAUGCGCCAAGCAUUGAGGAGACGCGGUCGCCUGGACAGCAUCAUCGAGAUCGAGCGCUUCGCCAGCGAACAGACGGCCAGAACAGCGACGACGGACAAGACGAUGGACAAGUCCGCGGGAGAAGCUCCCGAAGAGGACGCCUUCACCAGCUUAAAGUGGAACGAUACUGCCAAUGCCCAGAACAUAAGCCUCACUGAAGAGCCCGCCAAGGCCAUGGAAGUGGAGCCCGAGCAGGAGGCUGCCGCUCGCGAUCUGGCCAUCAUGGAUCCAGAUGCCGCCCUCGAUCUGGUGGUGGAUCAGCUGCCGCUGGAGUCGGUCCUGCAGCGCUAUUUCGACAAGGGUCAACUGAAGAGCGCCGCCACGCUGGCCAAGUUCCUGUCCGCCCAGAUGGGAGCCAACGAGAAGCUGAAGACGAACGUGUUGGAGACGCUGUCGGAGAAUCACUCCAAGGACUUCCUAGACCACGCCGUGCGCGAGAAUCUCUCGUCGGUGGUGUGUGAUCGCCUCAACCCCAACUCUGUGCUGGAGUACGUCUGCGCCAAGUCCAAGAUCAACAACAGUUGCCGCAGCGGGCUGCUGGCCCAGGUGCCGGAAAUCCUCAAGAGCGGCCCACGCUCCGAUGCGGAGCGAACGGCCUUCGUGCAGCAGCUGCUGGUGCAGUGCAGCCCCAGCGACGAGCAGCUCCUCGAUCUCAUUGACCUCCUGAUGCGAACGCGUCGCGAGCGCAACACCAGUACAGCCCCCCACCUCCCAAAGGGCGUGGCAUCCGCCCUUGGAAGCCCUGACAACGUGGCCGAGACCGCGGCGGAUUCCUCUUCCAACCUAUGAGUUGGAGUUACAGAGCCGAAGUUAAAGAUGAAAUAUUGGGUAGUUUGCCAUUGCCCUCUUUUGAGGAUGGGAAAUCGAUUGUAUCUGCUUAGUUUUAGUUAGUUACGUUUACUUUUCAUUAUGUUUAAGACUUUUAUGCCCGUUGGUGUAUUACGUUUCGGCUGCGAGAACUUGCUUCAUUUUACAAUAAAUUCAAGAUUUUAUUAUUAAU